AUGCAGAAGGGGAUAGAGCUGGCCAAGGAGGCGGUGGAGGAGGACAACAAGCAGAACUGGGCGGCGGCGCUGGAGCUGUACAAGCGCGCGCUGGAGUACUUCAGCACCCACCUGAAGUACGACAAGAACCCAAAGUCACGGGAGAUGAUUUCAAACAAGUUCAAGGAGUACCUUGACCGGGCGGAGUACAUCAAGGGAAUCCUGGAUGGGCGGCAACCGGCGGAGGAGGCGUCGGGGCAGAACGGCGCGGCAGCAGCAAAGGGGCCACGCCCCGGCGGCGGCGGCGGCGGCGGCGGCGGCGAUGGCAAGCAGGACGAGCUGGACAAGAUGAAGAGCAGCCUGGGCAACGCCAUCCUGGAGGAGAAGCCCAAUGUGAAGUGGGACGACGUGGCGGGGCUGGAGGGCGCCAAGGAUGCGCUCAAGGAGGCCGUCAUCCUGCCCGUCAAGUUCCCGCAGUUCUUCACCGGCAAGCGCAAGCCGUGGAGCGGCAUCCUGCUGUACGGCCCCCCCGGCACCGGCAAGUCGUACCUGGCCAAGGCGGUGGCCACCGAGGCCGACUCCACCUUCUUCUCCGUCUCCUCCUCAGACCUGGUGUCCAAGUGGCUGGGAGAGAGCGAGAAGCUGGUCAGCAGCCUGUUUGCGCUGGCCAGGGAAAAGUCGCCAGCCAUCAUCUUCAUCGACGAGGCGCGUGCCUGCUGUCGGGCUGGCUGGCUGGCUGGCUGGGGGCUGGUGGGGGCAGGUGGCACGCUGAUCGACGCGCUGUGCAGCACGCGCGGCGAGGGGGAGAGCGAGGCGGCGCGGCGCAUCAAGACGGAGUUCCUGGUGCAGAUGCAGGGCGUGGGGCACGGCAGCGACGAGAGGCGGGCGCCCGCCCGCGCCUCCAUGUUCAAGAUCCACCUGGGGGACACGCCCAACUUCCUCACGCAGGCCGAGUUUGACGAGCUGGGGCGGCGCACAGAGGGGUUCUCGGGGUCUGACGUGGCGGUGGUGGUCAAGGAUGUGCUCAUGCAGCCCGUGCGCAAGACGCAGGACGCUACUCACUUCCGGCGAGGCAAGGACCCCGAGACAGGGAAGGACAUCCUGGAGCCCUGCUCGCCAGGGGAUGCAGGCGCCUUUGAGGCCACGCUGCAGUCGCUAGCGGACAAGGGCAUGGCGCAGCUGGUGCACCCGCCCAAGAUCACGUUCCGCGACUUUGAGAAGGUGCUGCUGCGGGCGCGGCCCACCGUGUCGCAGGCAGACCUGGAGACAUACACCAAGUUCACGUCAGAGUUCGGAGAGGAGGGAUGA
Messenger RNA from Chlorella variabilis, 1287 nucleotides. RefSeq lists its product as hypothetical. Gene Ontology annotation, biological process: endosomal transport; vacuole organization. NCBI's taxonomy places the organism in Eukaryota, Viridiplantae, Chlorophyta, Trebouxiophyceae, Chlorellales, Chlorellaceae. Gene Ontology annotation, molecular function: ATP hydrolysis activity; ATP binding. The transcript is spliced from 10 exons. Bases 1 to 1287 code for a protein of 428 amino acids. The record is from RefSeq and is a predicted model, not a curated record.